Polistes dominula (European paper wasp) is the source of this 2706-nucleotide messenger RNA. RefSeq names its product nose resistant to fluoxetine protein 6-like. Gene Ontology annotation, molecular function: acyltransferase activity, transferring groups other than amino-acyl groups. The record is from RefSeq and is a predicted model, not a curated record. NCBI's taxonomy places the organism in Eukaryota, Metazoa, Arthropoda, Insecta, Hymenoptera, Vespidae.
UAAACACGUGUUGUGUACUUAGAAAUGCCAAAAUAAAUAUCUUGAACUUAGAUAGCAAUCCACGCUAAACUUAAAGGAGAUUUAUCGACUAACUUUUUUCUGUUAAUUUCAUGUCGCUGUGCACGCGCAUCGUAAAAUUUUGGAUCAGGAAAUAUUACAGCAAUAUACUUUCACUUGGGUUGUGUGGUAACUUUUCAACAGGUUCAUUUAGUUCUUUCACGUUCGUCGUGUAUCAUUAAUCGAGUAUGGUUUCAAGUAAUAUCACUUGUAUAUCUUCUCUUUUCAUGUUUCUUUCCUUUUAAAUAUUUAUGUAGUUAUUACUUUGUAUUAUUUAUAUUUUUGUUCAGUGUAACAAUAAUAGAUAUACUAUUCAAAUAAGUGAAAGUAGCCUAAAAAUUGAAUUUUUUUGACAAGUAUUCUACAUGAAUUAAAAAAAAUACAACGAAUGUACAACAGAACAACAUCAAAUUGUGAAAAUGGCACGUCCAGGGUUCAAAUUACUCGCAGGAUUGCUUUUUUUUCUUAAUUAUUGUACAGCAAAUCAAAUGAGAGAAUUGAAGAUCCAUGCAUUGCCUGUUUAUGCAAUGUUAUCAAACGCAGAACUCUUAAACUCAACUCAAUGUGGAAAGGAACUUACUGAAUUUCGACAAGCCAUUGAUCAGCAAAAAUUAUGGAGUUUAAAAGUAAUCGAUGCUAGCGGCGAACCGAGAUCAGGAUUUUUAUACGGCAAUAAUUAUUGGUUGGGUAGCCGAAGUCAAUGCGAAGAUGCAGGAAACAGAGAGCCCUAUGAAUUGUCGCCAGACGUAUUACGAAAAAAUUCAAAAUAUCGUCAUAUGGAGGAAGAAUUUCCACCAUUCAAAGUGAAAUUUUUUGUUGCUCAUAUUCGACAUAAUAGCACUUUACAAUAUCACUUCGAAUUGUCCGAAGAAGAUUUGAUUAUAUUAGGUAUGUGCUUACCAGCAUCCUGUUCGAAGGACCAUCUUUCUACUCUUCUAGAAAUCUUGUUSAGAAAUAGAACUCUUUUUAAAGGCGAAUUAUAUUCAGCAGACUUUACGUUGGUUGAAGUAAGAGAUCUAGUCGAUGACCAUCGAUGGUUAUUAAGUGGAACAUUUAUUACAAUGACAGUAAUAAUCGUACUUACAUUACUAUUAACGAUAAUAGGAACGGCUUACGAUCUUCUGAUAUAUCAAAAACAAUUAAAGAAACAUWAMAAAUAUAUUCAAGACCGAGACAAUUUACAAGCAAGMGGUGACACUCAAGAGUUAAACGAUAAUAACAAGGAUCAACAAGAAAAACUAAAUUACCAAAGUUUUCUUUGGAACAUGUUCUUAGCUUUUUCUGCAUAUACAAACACGAAAAGAAUAUUUAAUAUGAAAUCUGAGAAUACUGGUAUUCCGGUUAUACACGGAUUACGAUUUUUUGCGAUGAUAAUGAUUAUUUUAUUUCAUCUAUCUUACUAUUCAAAGGAUUUUUUAGAAAACCGGUCAAUUGGUUUAAGAAAAAAACAAGAAUUUGCUGGUCAAAUAAUAUACAAUGGAGGAAUGCUGGCAGUUGAUACAUUUUUUUAUAUUGGUGGUUUCCUAGUCGCAUACUUGUAUGUAAAAAAAGACAUGAGCAAGAAUAUAAGUAAACCGAAUGAUUAUUUAAAUACAAUAAAAUUAUAUUUUAUCGUUCUCCUGAAAAGGUUUAUUAGAUUGACACCUACAUUCAUGGUAUUAAUCGGAUUAGUGCAGAUAAGUGCAACGUGGUACAGUAAAACGUCCCUCUUUCCUAUAACGGAACGUAACCACGAAAAUUGUCAAAAAUAUUGGUGGAGAAAUAUCCUUUAUAUUCACAACCUUUUUAGUCAACAAGAUUUGUGUAUGAGUUGGAGUUGGUACUUGGCGAACGAUAUGCAGUACUUCCUYAUAAUAAAUUUUCUGUUAUUUUUAUCUUCAACGUACUUCAAAAUAGCRGCUAGUUUGUUGGGUAUAYUGUUUACCUCGUCAAUAAUUCUUACUGGCUACAUAUCAUACAUUUAUAAUUUUAUUCCUACAAUGGAUAAGCUAUUAAAUUUAAUGGACGUAAUAUACUAUCCACCAUGGAUUAGGAUAGGACCUUACAUAGUGGGUGUGAUGACUGCCUAUAUUGUUGUCAAAUUAAACAACAAAUUAUUAUGGAAAAGAAAAACAAUAAUACUCUUUUCGAUACUGGCCAGUUUAUGUAAUUUAUUAGUACUGUUUGGAUUAUAUAAAAGAAGAAUAUCAGUUUUAACUACUGCUAUUUACGUUGCUCUCAGUAGAACUGUAUGGGCAAUUGGUAUUGCAUGGCUAUUAAUAGCAUGUUGUACAAAUAAUGGAGGAAUAGUAAAUAGUAUUCUUUCGUGUAAAGUUUGGAUACCUUUUAGUAGAUUGACUUAUGCAGCUUUUCUUUUAAAUCCAAUUAUUAUAAGUUCUAUGAAUUUCUUAAGUGAAAGUUCUCUUCACUUUAAUUAUUCUUCUUUCAUAAUUUUAUUUACUGCAUACUCAGUAAUUACAUACAUAUGUUCUUACAUGGUAUCGUUGAUGUUUGAAUUGCCAUACAUCUACUUGAUGAAGGAAGUGAUGGAUUAUUUAAAUAUAAAGACAUGAUUCUGUUUUUUCGUUUUCAUAAUAUGUUUUUGUCAUUGUAACUGACGAUUGCAAUGAAAACAAACGAUACAACUACUUGUCCUCCAUGUUUCUAUGU